CACGCCUAUCCCAGCUAUGAAUCUGCUGGUUGUGAUUUGGUGCUUCACAGUAUUGUGUUCCUCCCUCCCUGUUUCUGAGGCGAAGAAACGGGUCAAACGCUCAGAUGAUAGUGAUGAGAUGUACUACAUGCAGCCUCAGUUCCAGCCAUUUCCUGUACCCAUUCCAGUGCCAUUCCCAGGGCCUUUUGUUUUCCCAUUUGCCAUCCCGCCAGUUCCUCCACAGGUCAUCCCUCCACCUUUCAUCUUUCCACCUGUCAUCCCUCCAAUCGGAAAAUGAGAC
Molecule: messenger RNA, 280 nt
Organism: Micropterus dolomieu (smallmouth bass)
Lineage: Eukaryota; Metazoa; Chordata; Actinopteri; Centrarchiformes; Centrarchidae
Product: actin cytoskeleton-regulatory complex protein PAN1-like
Exons: 3
Coding region: 17-277 (86 amino acids)
Source: RefSeq, a predicted model, not a curated record